This is a messenger RNA of Hirsutella rhossiliensis, 2058 nucleotides long. Its product is annotated as reverse transcriptase (RNA-dependent DNA polymerase) domain-containing protein. The record is from RefSeq and is a predicted model, not a curated record. Lineage: Eukaryota; Fungi; Ascomycota; Sordariomycetes; Hypocreales; Ophiocordycipitaceae. The transcript is spliced from 5 exons. Bases 1 to 2058 code for a protein of 685 amino acids.
AUGAAGCGAUUCGAGGAACUUGUGCGGGCUGGGGCCACAGCACUACCCCGGCUGGCCGUUGAGCCCAGAGGCCUGGAGAGGCUGGCCGAGGCGCUGUCUCGCCUACUCCAAGAGGCGGCCGACGCAGCGGGCCGACGGCCCAGGAAGAACGCGAGAGGCACCCCAUGGUGGAACGAUCAGUGCGCCGGUGCAGCGGCCGAACUAAGAGCUAUGCGGCGGAUCUACCCCACAGGGCACGGCAGAGAGGUCCAGACUGCCCGGCGGGAGCUGCGCCGGGCGGUACGGCGGGCUAAGAGACAUUUCUGGCAGACUGUUCUAGAAGGCGCCGAGAGCAACCAGGAUAUCUAUAAGAUCAUGCGGUGGUCGAGGAAACCGAGCCGUUCCGGGCCCCGCCUAUACAGAAAGGCGCGGGGCCGCGGACGACAUCCCGGACCCCUGGGCCCCAGAGGUGCUGGCCCCAGGAGGACUCUCGACUGCAGCGUCACGCUCGCGGAUGCGGCAUGCGCCUGCACCUCUACGGGCAACACCUCCCCGGGGAUCGACGGCAUCACGGUCCGAAUGCUGCGUCGCGUCUGGAACCACAUCGGCGAGGCGGUGAGGGGACUAUAUGAAGGCUGCCUACACCUGGGCUACCACCCCGCUUGUUUCCGCGCAGCAGAGGUCGUAAUGAUCCCUAAGCCUGCUUGCCUCGGCAAGGGACUCGAACGCCUAAUAGCCCGGCGCCUAGCCUGGGCUGCGAUCACACAACGAGUCAUCCACAGCCAGCAUGCGGGUGCCCUGCCCAAACGUUCAGCGCUCGACCUAGCGCUAGCAUUGCUCCACGACGCGGAGACGGCCCUCACCGAGGGGAAAGUCGCCACGCUAAUCACGAUGGAUAUACAGGGCGCCUUUGACACGGUUCUGCGGAACCGGCUCCUCCUACGCCUACGGGAACAGGGCUGGCCAACAAACCUGGUCCGGUGGGCAGGUUGCUUUAUGGAGCAGAGAUCGGCCAGAAUACGGCUCGAGGAUAUAACGACGCCGACAACCCCCCUGACGUGCGGGCUGCCACAGGGCUCCCCGGCCUCCCCGAUUCUCUUCCUCCUCUAUACAGUGCCCAUCUACUCGAUAGGGGAACCGAACUCGCGCUUCGGCUACGCAGAUGACGUGGCCACCCUGAUCCGGGGCCGGUCCUACAGGAGACGGCCGCCCGGGCCACGCGCGCCGCGGAAAGAGCCACAGCAGGACCUGCGCUGGCUCGGCGUCUGGUACGACAGAAAGCUCUCAUUCCGCACGCAUGUGGAGAAGUGGGCCGCGAAGGCGAUGACGGCCGCAGGGUUCCUCCAGAACCUCUCAAACACCCGGCGCGGAAUCCUCCCGGUCGACACGGCAUGCGGUCACGGCCUGCGUCCUCCGAUCCUUUUAUACGGCGCCCAUGUAUGGUACCCGGGGGCGCUUCGGCCUGUGUGGGGGACUGCCCGCUUAGUUCCGUCGCGGAUCACCUACCUGAAGAAUAGGAUCCAGCUGACCUUAAACGUCGCGAUGCGCGCCAUCGCACGCUCAGAGACGCGCCGCGGUCCGUCUACGCUCCUAGAUGAGCGGCACCCCUUGACACCCCGUAUGAGCAUCCUCCCAACGCCUGGCCGGGAGCUAAUGAAGAGGCACGGUAUGCGGGCCCCUCGCGCGGCCCAGAAGCAGCACGCCUCGAGACUCCUGCGUCUUCACCAAAUGACGGCCCAUGCUCCGAGGCCCCGACUUCUCCCCCCAGCACCCCCUCAGCCCGACCCGACAGGGGGCGUAGACAAAACGCAGGCGGCGAGAGACUUCAACUCGUGGCUCCGGGUAUGCCCUGAAGAUACCCUCAUCGUCUACACUGACGGCUCGCAGAGCGAAGACGGCGCCUGCGGGUAUGGGUACUCAGUGUGGCUAGGCCCUAGCGAAGUGACCUACGGCAGCGGUCGGGUCCUACUCGCUGAGGUCUACGACGCAGAGGUGGAAGGCGCCCUCGAGGGCUUCGAGCGGCACUCACGUGGUCCCCAGGACCCCGGACCAGCAGUGCCGGAUAGUCGUCUGCCUUGA